Messenger RNA from Brenthis ino (lesser marbled fritillary), 438 nucleotides. NCBI's taxonomy places the organism in Eukaryota, Metazoa, Arthropoda, Insecta, Lepidoptera, Nymphalidae. The record is from the annotation of a GenBank genome assembly.
AUGCAGAAAUUCGUAGUCUUCGCUGCUUUCCUGGCGUGCGCUGCCGCCGCACCUACCCUUCUAGUAAGCCAUGAAACCCCCGUGGUCGCUGUCCACGCUGCCCCAGUGGUCCACACCGUACCUGUGGUUGGUUCUAAAACCACCAUCACUAAGAGCAGCCAGGUUGUGAACCACGGCAGCGUGCACGCGGUCCAUACCCCCGUGGUCCAUGUUAAGAGUGCUGUUGUCUCAGCUCCUGUUGUUCACUCAGUCCACGCCGUACACGCUGCUCCAGUGGUCCACGCCGUACACGCUGCCCCAGUGGUCCAUGCCGUCCACCACCCAGUGGUCCACGCUGUUGCCCCAGUCGUAGUUAAGUCCGCCCCUUCCGCAGUAUCUCACAGCAGCUCUGUGGUCAGCCAUUCUGCAGUUAAAGCUAUACCCGUUGUAGCCCUCCAC